AUGGCCAAUCCACCACCUUCAGGCGGAAAUCGUCAACAAUGGGCCCAGGAUACAGGAGUGCCACAACAGCCAUACAAUCCCUACGACUAUACACACGAUCAGGGUGACACUGCAGCCACCCAUCACCCACAGACGAAUCGACCUAUGCCUGAGCUGCAGCAACAGGAAGGGGGACCUUAUGAAACCGGAGACAACAUGGCGAAUGCAGCAUCCGUGGGAGGACAAUUCGCAGAAGGAGGGUACAGUGCCAUGCCCAGUGCUUUCGACCCGGCCGGAGGCGCACACAACCUGAUACCGCAAGUUGGUCAAGCUGUUGGCCAAGGACAGCAGCUACACGCACUUCAUCAAGCACCACAUGCGCAAGCGCCUAUACCCGGCGGAAGCGCAUCGCAAACGGAAGCUUAUACCGAUCCCCACGAUCCCAGCCAGGUCGGGGCGAUGGCGCAGCAUGGAGCAUACGAUCCAACCAAUCCACAUUACGGCGACACAACUCAGUACGGUGGCGGGCAGGCGGGAACAGGCCAUGUAGCACCAGCUCCAGCCAGGGCUAGAUACAACAGGACUACACAGCAGAUGACCUUACCCACGGGGGAAGUUGUACCAACGAGAGCGUCGAGAAAUCCCAUGAACAGAGAAAGAUCGUAUAUUCACCCAAGAACAGGGAAGAAGACAAGGUUCAACCCGAGAGACUUUGGAGGAUAGUGCAGGAACGAAUGACAACUAUACAGAAGGAAAGGAAAGAAAGCAGUGAAAAAAAAAUGAAACUCAAAGGGUAGAGGUAUGAGGAGGAGAGUGCCACCAUCGUUACUUUGUUUACUAUAGCAGAUAAUAGACAACCCU
This is a messenger RNA of Exophiala xenobiotica, 840 nucleotides long. RefSeq lists its product as uncharacterized. The transcript has 2 exons. The coding region runs from base 1 to 702 and encodes 233 amino acids. NCBI's taxonomy places the organism in Eukaryota, Fungi, Ascomycota, Eurotiomycetes, Chaetothyriales, Herpotrichiellaceae. The record is from RefSeq and is a predicted model, not a curated record.